AUGAUUGUGGGGUUGACACUUUAUUUUGUAUUAUUCCGUUCAAUACAGUAUUUACUGGUUUUUUUGACUCCAAUUAGGCAGUUUGAUACAUCAACAUCACUUUUAUUAAACGAAUUAUGUUCUUCUCCCUCUGAAAUCAACAGUUAUUGGAACAAGUAUUUUUGGAAUAAGCUACUAUCAUGGGACAGUGUUUUUUUUAUCAAGAACAUAACUUCCAAAAACGGAAAACCUCAAUUUGAGCAUGAAUACGCGUUUUCUCAGUUGUGGACUUUUUUCGUUAGGCUGUUUAUUAAAAGUAAUAACGAUAGCAUCUACCAUGCCUUAAGGGUUGGAGUUGCAAUAGAAAAUGUUUUAUUUUACUUGUCAGGUAUUGUUUUAUAUUUUCUAACAAAAAAAAUUUUCAGCCAAAAUAUAAGGCAAUCACAGUUUGCUAGAACUAUCGCUAAAAAAACAUCUCUGUUGUUUUUCUUAACGAGUGCCGCUGGAUUUUUAACAAGCAUAUAUUCUGAACCAUUAUCUUUUUUUUUUGCAUUUGUUGGUAUUUGGAGUCGUGAAUGCUCCAUUUCCGUGCCCGUAUUGGGUCAAUUCGAUAUUUCGUGGAGAUAUUGGUUUCCUUACUCCUUUAUCAGCAUGGCUUGCUUUACCUUAGCAUCCUUGAAUCGUUCAAACUGUGUUUUGUUAGGGAUUUACUUUAUUUUUGACCUUAUUGAACUAACAAAGAACAGGAAGUUUGUAAAAGCAAUAUGUUUCCCACUAUUAUCAGGAUCAUUAAUGUUUUCUGCUCUACUAUAUCAACAAUAUUACCUACCAUAUAAGACAUUUUGUCCUCAAAGGGGUGAAUGGUGUAAAUCUCAAUUGUUUUCAAGCAUUUUUAUCACGAAAACUUCUUUAUAUUCCUACAUUCAGAGUCAUUAUUGGGGAGUUGGGUUAUUGAAAUACUGGACCCCAAACAACAUCCCAAACUUUUUGUUUGCUGUCCCAAAUAUUAUUAUUUUAAUCUAUUCCUCCAUAUAUUUCAGCAAAAUUUAUCCCUCCUAUAACUUGAAGGCUCUCGUAUGGAUCACCAGAGCACUGGUCGUCAUAGUAUGCUUUUUUGCCCAUGUCCAAAUUCUGAAUCGUAUAGCCUCCUUUUUACCCUUGCACCUUUGGUAUUUGGCUGAUAGAUUGGUUAAAACUUCUGAUCCAAAAAAAAUGGAAAAUCCGAAAGGUGACGAUAAGAUAGUCAAGUUUUACAUAUACUGGUUGGCAUUCUGGAUACCUUUACAGACUAUCCUAUUUGCAGCUUUUUUACCACCAGCCUGA
This is a messenger RNA of Saccharomyces cerevisiae S288C, 1302 nucleotides long. RefSeq names its product GPI-anchor transamidase GPI18 (gene GPI18). Bases 1 to 1302 code for a protein of 433 amino acids. The transcript has a single exon. The record is from RefSeq and is marked reviewed. Gene Ontology annotation, molecular function: alpha-1,6-mannosyltransferase activity; GPI mannosyltransferase activity. Gene Ontology annotation, cellular component: endoplasmic reticulum membrane. Gene Ontology annotation, biological process: GPI anchor biosynthetic process. Lineage: Eukaryota; Fungi; Ascomycota; Saccharomycetes; Saccharomycetales; Saccharomycetaceae.